This is a messenger RNA of Emericellopsis cladophorae, 2790 nucleotides long. RefSeq lists its product as uncharacterized. The coding region runs from base 1 to 2790 and encodes 929 amino acids. The record is from RefSeq and is a predicted model, not a curated record. NCBI's taxonomy places the organism in Eukaryota, Fungi, Ascomycota, Sordariomycetes, Hypocreales, Bionectriaceae. The transcript has 2 exons.
AUGGCUUACUCGAUCAAUGGUGUCGGUGAGCUCGAGGCCGGUGACCCGGCUAUUCAGGCAUGCACGCAUAUGUGCACUGUAAUUAUCACAGAACAAGUAAAGAUUACUAGCUACGUCAACGUCCCAGGCCCCACAGUCACUGUCUCCGAUGACCCUACCACCGUCACGGUCACUGCCACGCCAACAGUCGAAGAAGUCACUGUCACUGUCACUGCCAAACCAACAGUGGAAGAAGUCACGGUUACUGUCACUGCCACUGACACUGCCACUGCUACCAACUCCGACUGCGCCACCCAGAGUCUUCAAUGGACCACUGUCUCUGUUGUUGAGACGGCAACCCAGACUUACACGCUCUCCUAUCCGAUCGUCACAAGCACCUAUGUUGAGUGUGUCGAGCCGGGGACAGGCUAUCCGACCGAUGGUUACCCCGAGCCCGAGCCUGAGCCCGCCCCGACAUAUGGCAGUGAAGCAGACGGAGAACUUGAGCAACGCCAGUGCGGUUAUUGUGAGCCUCCGCCACCCACUUGUGGCUAUAUCACCGUCACGGAUUGGCAGACAACCGUCCUCACCACGAUCGAAACUGUCAUUUCCGGUUCCGCGACCACUGUGACGGUGCCGACGACGAUCGCGACAACAAUUCCCACUACCAUCAUCGGAACCGAGUUUAUCACUCGCACCGCGCCGACAACGAUCUGGGAGGAGGUCACGACGACAACAACCUCGACCGUCACCACAGAAAUCCCUGUCACUAUUACUGAAGACAACACCAUCGUCACCACGACCACCACGACCGAGUAUGAGACUGUAGUUAGCACAGUCAGCAGCUACCCCGUCACUUCAUGGAUCACCGACGUGAUCACGGAUGUUGUCACGGAAACACUGCCUGAUGAGACCAUUACCGGCCCCGGCGCGACAGUCACCCAAACACUGCCUGGUGAGACCGUUACCGGCCCUGGCGCGACAGUCACCCAGCCUGGGCCAACGGUCACGGUUCCUCCGGAGACCAUUACGCUCCCCGGUGGGGUGAUCACUCUGCCCGGCACCACUACCACUGUCACCGUCACUGAGGACGGCGAGACCAUCACUACGACAAUCGUCACACCCCCUGAGACCAUUACACAGCCCGGUGAGGUCAUCACGGUGACACCAAUCUUCGAAGUGACGCUUUGUCCCACCCCGACGGGUGCGUCGGCGCCCCUGAGCACGGACAGCGAGGACACAUUUGGCUGUGCGCCCGGUUAUGUCUGCAACCCUGCCAAGCCCGCCGGCUGCAACUUCUGGCCCGGUCUGCCGUCGCCCGACUACCUGUGCAAGCCUGAGGAGUGUAUUCUCGCACCCCCGUUCCCCAACGUGACCUGGGAAGAGGGCGAGACCAGCUACUACCCUCCAACCUACGGCUACUUUGAUCUGAACCCCGAGGCAUUCGGGUUGUCGUUUGAUAUUUUCGAGUACGAGGUGUACGAACAGGUCAAGGAGAGCACCACUAUUACCGUCACCACCGGCAACUGGGAGUCGCAGGCGAGUUUGAGCGUCUGGCCGCGCCCUACCACUACCACGACCACAAGCGCCACCCCUGAGCCUUACCGCUUGGUCCGUCGCACGCUCAACAAGCGCGACGUGGACACUCCGGCCGUCUGCUUCGCCCUCUGCAACAAUGCCAUGAAGAUCGCCCUAUCGCUCGGAAAGUCUGAUGACCUCUGCGAGGACGGUUCUUCCUUCCUCAAUGCCUACAACGUCUGCCAGGUCUGCGUCGUGGAGAACGGCGACGAGACCAAGGAUCCCGUCCGUGACUACAUCGUGCCCGAGUUCAAGCAAUUCCUUGACCACUGCGCGGGCGGCGAUGCCGAGCCCACGGAGACCUUUGUCACGCCCCCCGAGUCGGCUGUCACCAGCCAACCGGAGGUCAGCACCACCAGCCAGGACGAGGUGAGCUCGGGUACCUUUACGCCCAUUGAGCCUACCACGACGGUCGUGACCACCAUCAUUUCCACCUCCACCUCCACCGCCGAAGAGUCUUUUACGACUGAGUCUUCCAGUGAAGAGCCUGCGCCGGCCACCACCAUCGCCGAGGAGACUCUAUCGACUGAGUCUUUCAGUGAAGAGCCUGCGUCGAGCACCACCAUCGCCGAACCCACGACCAUCGAGCCAGUCCCCACUACGGCCCCCGAUGAAGUAACAGAGACCACCACUGUCGAAGAAUUAGCUACUUUGACCAGCCAGGAGUCCGACGCGCCCGACACCAGCUUGAAAUCGUCCGAUGAAAGCAGCUACCCCGAAAUCACGAGCACUACCGAGGAAGUCUCUGCCACCGCUACCGACGAGCCCACCGGCACCCAGACAUCGGUCAUUCUCGCUCCUACCGAGUUACCCGAGGGUAUCACCACCAUCGAGGACGGGACCCCCAUUUCCAUCACCACCGUCGACGGUACGCCGAUCUCGAUUCCUGUCGUGAUCACUACCCAAGACGGCACCCCAGUCGCUGUCCCCGUGUCUCUGAACACAAGUGACAGGACGGUGAUGCCUGUGCCACUCCCCACGGACGACGGCGACGACGGCACUCCCGAGGACGGAGAUGAUGGGCAGCCUCUGCCCGGCGAUGGUGAGGACGACAGUGACACCUUCACGUCCGUCUACACCAUGUCGGGCACUCACACCAUCCCCAUGAUACCCGAGCCCACGGGCGGCGACGAGCCAACUCCCACCCCAGUCCCCGGCGCAGCUGCACGAACCGGUCGUGGCGCGCCCAUCUUGACUCUGGGUGCCAUUAUCCUCACUUUCCUCUUCGCCUAA